AUGGUCGUCAAGUCUAUCGAGUCCUACGAGGAGUUCCAGACCCUCAUCAACGGCGACAAGCCCAUCGUCAUCGACUUCUGGGCCACCUGGUGUGGUCCCUGCAGGGUCAUCGGUCCUAUCUUUGAAAAGAUCUCGGAGACCCCUGCCGGUGAGAAGAUCGACUUUUACAAGGUCGACGUUGACACCCAGGAGAAGAUCGCCCAGGAGGUCGGCAUCAAGGCCAUGCCCACGUUCGUCUUCUUCAACAAGGGUCAGCCCGUCAACAAGGUCCUUGGUGCCAACCCUGCUGCUCUUCAGGAGGCUGUCAGCUCGCUCUCCAACUCUCUUUGA
Molecule: messenger RNA, 330 nt
Organism: Sporisorium graminicola
Lineage: Eukaryota; Fungi; Basidiomycota; Ustilaginomycetes; Ustilaginales; Ustilaginaceae
Exons: 3
Coding region: 1-330 (109 amino acids)
Molecular function (GO): protein-disulfide reductase activity
Source: RefSeq, a predicted model, not a curated record